AUGGGUUCAUUGAGGACUUUCAUUAAGGAAGUCAGGGCCGCGAAAACGUUGGCUGAAGAAAGGUCAAUCGUUACCAAGGAAUCAGCAAGGAUCAGGACCAAGUUGAAGGAUGAUCAUAUUUCACUGGAAAGGAGAAGGAAGUACAUUAACAAGCUGUUAUAUUUGUAUAUCUUGGGAGAAAAGACACAUUUUGCCCAGGUAGAGUGUAUAAACUUAAUUGCUUCUGAAGACUUCGCCGAUAAGAGAGUUGGAUAUCUUGCUGCAGUUUUGUUAUUGGAUGAGAAUCAGGAAUUGUUGACUCUUUUGACCAAUCUUUUGAAUAACGAUUUGAAUCAUCCAUCGAGAUAUGUGGUUUCGUUAGCAAUCAACGCAUUGGGCGCUUUGACUUCUCCAGAGUUGGCUCGUGAUUUGUAUACCGAUAUCAAAAAUAUUCUAGAGCAUUCCAGGGACAGUUUUCUGAUCAAAAAGGCGUUGGCAUGCUCUGGAAAACUUAUUGCGAGGGAUCCAUCCCUUUUGGAAAUUUUCGCUCCUUACGCUAACAAGAUGCUUUCGAGUAAAGAAUCUACUAGCCAUGGUGUUCUAAUUGGUACCAACAAAUUGAUCCAGGCAAUCAUCAUCAAUACCAAAUCGUACGAAUUUGAUAAUCUACCAGAGAUCAUUGAUAAACUAUCCUCCUUGAUACCUGAUCUCUUAGGAAAACUACACCAUUUGAAUUUAGGAUCGUCCAACCCAGAAUAUAACGUUGGCGGUUGUCUCGAUCCAUUUUUACAAGUCGAACUCAUGACUACAUUACGUUUGUUCUUGCAGUACUUCCCUGAGCAAACUAAGCCUUACAAGAAUAACUACUUGGAUACAUUGACCCGAGUUGCAACUUACACUCCAACUACUUCGAAUAGUUGUACUUCAGUCUUAUACGAGGCAGUGCGCACUAUUUUUUCAUUCCAAGCAGAGCGCUCCUUGAGAGUACUAGGUGUCAACGUGUUGGGUAAUCUAGUUGCAGACAAGGAUUACAACACAAAAUAUGUUUCAUUAAACGCAUUGUUAGAUGUUGUUUCGGUAGAGCCACAGGCGGUCCAAAGGCAUAGAAAGUUUAUCUCACGUUGUAUCUUUGAUUCUGAUAUUUCAAUCAAAAAGAGGGCUCUUGAGAUGACGUUCGCAAUUUUAAACCAAACAAAUAUGAGGGAAUUGAUCGCAGAGAUUCUUACGUUCUUAGAAAAAGCAGGAGAAAACGAUAAAGGACUAAUAUUGUACUGUGUAGAUCAACUUAUAAUGGUUUUCGAUCUUCAAGAUGAAAUAGAUGAUUCCUGGAAACUGGAUGUCAUAGUUAAAAUAUUGAAAUUUGUUGGCCAAUAUAUUUCAGUUGAGAAGACUACUGAUGCAUUAAUUAUGAUUAACAAUAAUUCGAACCUGGAACAUAAGAAGCAAGUGGUUUCUAACAUUAUCAACGUAGCAUUGGAUAAUGACUCUAGCCAAGUCUCAGACGAAAAUUUAGCAUGGAGAGUUGUCUCGAUUUGGUGCAUCGGUGAAUACGCUGAUCUGAUUUUAGGUAAUGGCAGAUGCACAGAAACAAAUUUAACAGGUUACUUAUAUGAAUCCGAUAGCUUGUACUGUGAUAACCCUAUGGUAACAAGCUAUGUUUUGCUGGCUGCUUUGAAGCUAUCUGUAAAGAUUGAUACAAAAGUGCUAUCCAAUAGAUUGAGGCAGUUAAUUAAAGGCCACACGGAAAACACCAACGUCAUGAUUCAAACAAAGGCUGUCCAGUAUGGAAUAUUAUUCAAUGAGUCUACAAGUGUUAAAGCUGCGUUACUUGAACCAAUGCCCAUUUUCCAUAAAAAGGUCUCAGAGACUGCUGCAUUAAGAACCUUCUCUCAGAAAGUACCUGCACCAGCUAUUAAGAAAGUGAAAAAGAAGGAAAAUGAUCUUCUUCUAGAUUUACUAGGAGAUCUCUCUACUCCAGAAACUACUGCGCCUACAAAACCUUCUAAUGAUCUAUUAUCUAACUUGAGCAAUACUCCAGCACCCCAAUCAUCAAAUCAAAAUGGGUCAACUUUAUCAUCAUCCUUCCAACAACGCAUAGAAAUACCACCAAACUCUAUCAAUAUCCACUCAUCUGAUAUUGUUGAAGUUUAUGGUAAAGUAGAAUCGUCAAUCCCCGGUUGUACUGAAAUAGACCUAUUCUUGAAAGCUAAAACGAAUAUUAAUACCUUACAGAUCCUAAUCGCUGUUCCUAAAUCACAGAAGGCAGAAUUCGGAUCUCUGUCAAGCCACAAGGUAGCUACAGGUGAAGUAGCUAAGCAGGGUCUUAAAAUUCUAGGAUCUGGGAAAAUCAAGCUAAGGGUCAAAUUGAAUAUCAACUCCACCGAGGAUCAAUUCGAUUAUAAAUUUGAAAACAUCCCCCAUUAA
Kluyveromyces lactis is the source of this 2403-nucleotide messenger RNA. It is a transcript of the gene APL4, whose product is annotated as AP-1 complex subunit gamma. The transcript has a single exon. Gene Ontology annotation, biological process: receptor-mediated endocytosis; intracellular protein transport; Golgi to vacuole transport. Lineage: Eukaryota; Fungi; Ascomycota; Saccharomycetes; Saccharomycetales; Saccharomycetaceae. Gene Ontology annotation, cellular component: AP-1 adaptor complex; membrane coat; Golgi apparatus. The coding region runs from base 1 to 2403 and encodes 800 amino acids. The record is from RefSeq and is a predicted model, not a curated record. Gene Ontology annotation, molecular function: clathrin-cargo adaptor activity.